Molecule: messenger RNA, 3010 nt
Organism: Harmonia axyridis
Lineage: Eukaryota; Metazoa; Arthropoda; Insecta; Coleoptera; Coccinellidae
Gene: beta'COP
Product: coatomer subunit beta'
Exons: 11
Coding region: 153-2867 (904 amino acids)
Biological process (GO): endoplasmic reticulum to Golgi vesicle-mediated transport; intracellular protein transport; retrograde vesicle-mediated transport, Golgi to endoplasmic reticulum
Cellular component (GO): COPI vesicle coat
Molecular function (GO): protein binding; structural molecule activity
Source: RefSeq, a predicted model, not a curated record
AUGAUAAUUAGAAGUAUUUUGAAAGUAUACAUAUUUUUCAUAUACAAAGAUAUGAUGACUGAGCCACGUCACUGUCAGCCAGCGAGUUCAAAUUGUCGUAUGUGUCGGUAUUUGAAAUAUAAUAUUUUUUUGUAAUUAAAACUCUAUCGAAAAUGCCUUUACGUCUAGAUAUAAAACGUAAACUAACGGCUAGAUCAGACCGUGUAAAAUGUGUAGAUUUACACCCUACAGAACCAUGGAUGUUAUGUUCUCUUUAUAAUGGAAAUAUUAAUGUUUGGAACUAUGAAACACAACAAUUGGUUAAAACAUUUGAAGUAUGCGAUCUGCCAGUCAGAGCGGCCAAGUUUGUUCCAAGAAAGAAUUGGAUCAUUACUGGAUCUGAUGAUAUGCAGAUUCGUGUUUUGAACUACAACACUUUAGAUCGAGUUCACUCAUUCGAAGCACAUUCUGAUUAUGUCAGAUGUAUUGUAGUACAUCCCACUCAACCCUACAUUCUAACAAGUAGUGAUGACAUGCUCAUCAAACUCUGGAAUUGGGAGAAAGCUUGGAGUUGUCAGCAAGUUUUUGAAGGACAUUCUCAUUAUGUCAUGCAAAUAGCUAUUAAUCCAAAAGACAAUAAUACUUUUGCUAGUGCAUCUCUUGAUAGAACAUUGAAAGUAUGGCAGUUAGGUGCAUCUACAGCAAAUUUUACUUUGGAAGGUCAUGAUAAGGGUGUGAAUUGUGUUGAUUAUUACCAUGGAGGUGAUAAACCUUACCUGAUUUCUGGAGCCGAUGAUAGAUUGGUAAAAAUAUGGGAUUAUCAAAAUAAAACUUGUGUCCAAACUUUGGAAGGUCAUGCGCAAAAUGUAACUGCUGUUUGCUUUCAUCCAGAGUUACCUGUAGUCUUAACAGGAAGUGAGGAUGGUACUGUGAGAAUCUGGCAUGCUAACACCCAUAGGUUGGAAAGUAGCUUGAAUUAUGGAUUUGAAAGAGUUUGGGCUAUUUCAUGCUUGAAAGGUUCUAAUAAUGUUGUCUUGGGUUAUGAUGAAGGAAGUGUUCUUGUGAAAAUUGGUCGUGAAGAACCGGCAGUUAGUAUGGAUGCCAGUGGUGGUAAAAUAAUUUGGGCACGACAUUCAGAAUUGCAGCAGGCCAAUCUGAAGGCCUUGCCAGAAGGAGCUGAAAUAAGAGAUGGAGAAAGACUUCCAGUUGCUGUUAAAGAUAUGGGAGCAUGCGAAAUAUAUCCCCAAACCAUUCAGCAUAAUCCAAAUGGAAGGUUUGUUGUUGUUUGCGGUGAUGGAGAAUAUAUUAUCUAUACAGCAAUGGCUUUGAGAAAUAAGGCAUUUGGUAGUGCACAAGAAUUUGUUUGGGCCCAAGAUUCCAGUGAAUAUGCAAUUAGAGAGACAGGUUCAACAAUUAGAAUAUUCAAAAAUUUCAAAGAGAAAAAGAACUUUAAACCAGAUUUUGGAACAGAGGGCAUUUUUGGAGGAUGGCUCUUGGGAGUAAAGUCUGUGUCAGGUCUCACUUUCUAUGAUUGGGACACUCUAGAAUUAAUUAGAAGGAUAGAAAUUCAGCCAAGGGCUAUCUAUUGGUCAGACAAUGGCAAAUUGGUGUGUUUGGCCACAGAAGACAGCUACUAUAUUUUGUCAUAUGACGUUGACCAAGUGCAGAAAGCUAGAGAUAAUAAUCAGGUAGCAGAAGAUGGAGUUGAAGCUGCCUUUGACGUGCUUGGAGAAGUUAAUGAAUCUGUCAGAACUGGGUUAUGGGUUGGAGAUUGUUUCAUUUACACUAAUGCUGUUAAUCGUAUAAACUACUUUGUUGGAGGAGAAUUAGUCACAAUUGCACACUUGGAUAGGCCUCUUUAUGUUUUAGGAUAUGUCCCAAGAGAUGAUCGUUUAUAUCUUGCCGAUAAGGAACUAGGUGUUGUCAGCUAUCAAUUGUUGCUGUCCGUUCUUGAGUAUCAGACUGCAGUUAUGAGAAGGGACUUCCAGACUGCAGAUAGGGUGCUUCCUUCCAUCCCCAAAGAACAUAGGACACGUGUGGCCCAUUUCUUAGAGAAACAAGGAUUCAAACAGCAAGCUUUAUCAGUUAGUACAGAUCCAGAGCAUAGAUUUGAUCUGGCUUUGGCCUUAGAGGAUCUGAACAUAGCCAAACAAUUGGCUGUAGAGGCAAAUAAUCCACAUAAAUGGAGUCAACUUGGAGAACUUGCUGCAUCUACCAAUAAUCUUCAAUUGGCUAAGGAAUGUAUGCAAAAGGCCCAAGAUUAUGGUGGACUAUUACUCUUAGCAACAAGUUCGGGGGAUUGUGAAUCGGUAUUGCAUUUAGGAAAUGCAACUUUGGCAGAAGGAAAAAAUAAUUUGACUUUUCUCUCCUUCUUCCUUCUGGGUGACUUAGAGAAGUGUUGGAAUAUUUUAGUAUCAACAGGUAGACUGCCUGAAGCAGCCUUUUUCGCAAGAUCAUAUCUUCCUAGUAAGAUAGCUGAAACUGUGGAUUUGUGGAAGGAAGUAUUGGCCCAAACCAAUGAGAAAGCUGCUCAAAGUUUAGCAAAUCCAAGAGAUUAUGAAAAUUUGUUUCCUGGUUUGAAUGAAGCAAUUGAAGCUGAAAAUUUCUUUAAAAAAAAUGAUAGAGGGCUGGUGCCUGCUGUUCUCGCGACUUCAAUAACGCCAAACUGCGAUAGAAACUUGAUUUCUGAAAUGAAAGCAGCCAAAGAACCUAGAGAACUAUUAAAACCAGUUGCCCAACCUAGUUCUUCUGUGUCAAAUACACAAAUAAACCUUGAACAAGAGGAAGAUGAUGAUGAUUUAGACCUUGAUUUGGAAGGAGUAACUUUAGAUGAUAAUAUAGAUACUACUGAUGUUAAUAUAGAUGAUGAUUUGCUGGAUGAUGAUUAACCAUAAAUUUAUAUAUACAGUAAUGUAUUAUUUUAGUGUAAGAUAUAAAUAUGUAUUUGUUAUUUAAAUAGUUUCAAUGCUCAGCAUUUAAAUCCUAUGCAAUUUUAUUAAUUUCUAAUAAAUAUCUGUAAUUUUUUUUCAAA